AUGCUACAGGAGCAAGAGUGUAGGUAUGGAGCAAUGUGUAUGAGGCCAGAUUGCAAAUAUAAGCACAAUAUCAAGAAAAUUAAUAUUCCUUGUAUUCAUUUCAACAAUAAAGGAUGCUAUAAAGGAGAUAAAUGCCCUUACCUUCACAUUAUGAAGCCAAAUCCUUUGAGUACUCAAGUUCCUGAAGAAACACAUAACGAGCCUAAAAACGAUGCUGAAGGAGAACUGCAAGCCCCGAAAUCUCCUAUAGUUAAUCCUCCACAAUCUCCAACUCCAAAAAGCCCAAUGAAGUCCAUUACUCCUCCCCGAUCUCCAAUAAUUGAGUCAAAGCCACAGCAAGUUGAGCAACCUGAAAUCCCCCAAAUGAACUUAGAAAGUAAAUCAGAAGAAGCAAAAGUGGUUAAAGAAACUUUAAACAAAAAACCUCAAAUUCCAGCUAAAACAGCGAGCCAACAGCCUGCUAAUAAGAAAAACGCAGAAAAGAAGAAAAAAGCACCCCAAAAGCCUCCAGAAAAGAAGCCAGAAAAUAUACCCCUUCCUACUACAAAGAAAACAGAGCCUCAAGGGUUCAAAGUUCCAGUAAAAUCAAUCGACCAAAUAAAGAAAGAGAAAGAAAUGAAACUUAAGCAACGCCAAGAAGAAUUAAAAGGUGAAAACUCGGCUCCUGAAAAAGAAGUGGCCAUCAUUACAAGUCCAGUUGAAGAACUCCCUCAGAAAAGAAAAAUAAUUGAUAAUAGCGACAAAGGUGUCAAAAAAGUCAAAGGGAAUGAAGCACCUCCUGAGCUUGAAGAAGGCGAAGAGCCUGGAAAUCAAGAAAAUCAGCCUAUGGAUUUGGAAGAAAAUGUGGAAAAAGAGAUAGGGGAAAUUAGAGAAGAAAAAACUCAGGAAUCAGUUGAUAUUUAUUUUGAUCUCCCUUCAAUUGAUACAUCAGUGAAUGUCCAAGAUAUGAGCACUCACAAAGCAUCACAAGACUUUUCAGAACUGGUUUUUCCUCAAAUUCAUUCAGAAGGCUCAAUUGACCAAGAAGAACCUCCUAAAGUAAUUGAUAGUCUGAUUUUGCCUCAAAUUCCUUCUGUAAUACACACAGAAGCUAAAGAAAAGUCUGUCCCUGGCACUUCUAUUUUAAGAAAAUCAUCAGAACCUGAACCCAGAUUAGUCUCUGAAGAACGACCUAUAAAAGCAGUUUUUUCUCCAACUACUGAAGAAAAAGCAAAAGCACCAGAAGAAAAGUCAAAAACUAUUCUCUUAAAAUCAAAAGAUGAUAACAAAGCUCAAAAACCUGCAAAGCCUGUAGAGGGCACAGCAAGAAUUCUGACGCUUGAAGAAAUCAAAGCAAAGAAAGAAGCAAUGAAAAAGGAUGCGACACCUACUUUGCCUCCUCCAGCUAAAGAUAAAUCUGAGGAAAAGGAAAAAAUUGAGAUUCCUGCCAAAAGACAGCCAGCGCAAAAAGCCGAGAUCCCAAUGCCAAAGAAAAAGGUUAAGGCGCCAAUAGUGAGCUAUGAGGAAUGGAAGCCUUUUAGCCAAGCCUUUCUUUCUUUGAAUCUAAAUGAGUGGCCUGGUGAAGUGCUCACCUCUCAAGAUAUCGAAGAGAGAAAGCAGCUUGCUGCCAAGCUAAGUACGCCAGAAGGUCUAACUGAAAUAAUAGAAGAUCUGGAGUCAAAAAUCUCAAAAAUUGAAAUUGAGAAAGGCCCGAUCACAGUUGACCCAGAGUUCGAAUCACUAUCUCUGAUUGAAAAAAUCGAUGACCUCUAUCAAAAGUUUAAACUAGCUGUUAAGUAA
Messenger RNA from Blepharisma stoltei, 1779 nucleotides. Lineage: Eukaryota; Ciliophora; Heterotrichea; Heterotrichida; Blepharismidae. The record is from the annotation of a GenBank genome assembly.